AUGCAUAUUUAAAAAAAGGCUCACUCAUCAUUAAAUCUAGCUAAGAAUGAUUCCUUUGAUACUCCUGAAAAGAAAGUUCAUCAUAUUCAUUCUAAUAAUGAAGAAAAAACAUAGUAAUAAACUAUAUAAUUGGAUGUCACAAAUUAUAAUCAUCCUCCUAAUUUAUCAAAAUUGAUUCCUGUGUCUUAAAUCUAUGGUGCUUAUAAACGAUUGAUGAAAGUAGUAACCAGAACACCAACAUAAAAAUCAAUUAAACUCUCUGAAUAUUUUGGAGCAAAUGUUUAUAUAAAAAGAGUAUGAAAAUAAUUAACUUUAGGAAGAUUUAUAAAUUGUAAGAAGCUAUAAAUUAAGAGGAGCUUAUAAUAAGAUAAUUUCAAUUCCUGAAAAUGAGAGACAUAGAACAGUGUUUUGUGCUAGUGCAGGUAAUCAUGCACAAGGUGUAGCUUAUGUUUGUAAUCUAAUGAAAAUUAAUUGCAUAAUAUACAUGCCUACUAAUACUCCAAGUAUUAAGUUUAAUGCUGUCAAGUAAUUAAAAUUUAAAAAUUUGAAGAUCUUGGGGAAAAUAAUAUGCCCAAAUUGAAUUAGUGGGGGAUACAUUUGAUGAGAGUUUUCGAGCAAGUAGAGAUAAAUGCAGUGCUGAAAAUGGGAUUUAUGUUCAUGCAUUUGAUGAUGAAAAGAUUAUAGAAGGAUAAGGAACAAUAGCAGUUGAGAUUUUGGAAGAUAUUAAUGAAGAUUAAGUAGAUUUUAUGUUCUUUCCAGUAGGAGGAGGAGGAUGUGGAGCUGGAAUAUCCUCAUAUUUUAAAUAAGUCAGUCCUUAGACUAUUUUGAUUGGUGUUGAACCUGAAGGGUAUUUAUUUAGGUUUAUAUGCAUUUAGAUCUCCUUCAAUGUAUGAAGCUAUUAAGUAAUAGUAAGUAGUUGAGUUGGAAAGUAUAAACACAUUUGUUGAUGGUGCAGCAAUCAAAAAGUCUGGUGCAAAACCAUUCGAAAUAUUGAAUUCUGUAUUAAAAGAAGUGGUUUUGAUACCAGAAGGUCAUGUGUGUACUACAAUGAUGAAGUUGUUUAAUGAGGAAGGCAUUUUAGUUGAACCAGCAGGUGCCUUAGCAAUUAGUGCUCUUGAUAAAUUCAAAGAAUAAAUUAAAGGUAAAACAGUAGUUUGCUUGAUUUCUGGAAGUAAUAACGAUUUAGGAAGAAUGACAGAUAUUAGAAUGUUGUCAGAGAUUCAUUAAGGAUUGUAAUAUUAUAUGUUUGUCAACUUUUUCUAAAAGCCAGGAGCAUUAAAAUAAUUUUUAAUUCAGUGUUUGGGUAUUAUAUAUAAAAUAUUAUUAAGGUCCUACUGAUGAAAUCACCAAUUUGGAAUAUACAAGAAAAAACAAUAGAGAAAAGGGACCUGCUUUGGUUGGUGUUAAGGUGAGAAAACCUUAAGAUUUUGAAGCCAUGAAGAAUAAGAUGGAAGAAUUAAAGAUUACUCAUAGAAUAUUAUAGCCAAAUUAAGAGAUAUUCAAAAUGCUAUUAUGAU
Paramecium pentaurelia is the source of this 1517-nucleotide messenger RNA. The record is from the annotation of a GenBank genome assembly. Lineage: Eukaryota; Ciliophora; Oligohymenophorea; Peniculida; Parameciidae.